GUAUCUUUCUUCUUACUUGUUGAAGACUUGUGCGAAUCGACUGGAUACAUUGGCUGCCUUCUUGUCCUGAGUGCUUGUUCUGAUGGCAACCCGCUUGCAGUUUGAGAACAACAACGAGGUUGGAGUGUUUGCAAAACUCACAUCUGCAUAUGCACUUGUUGCAUUGGGAGGUAGCGAAAAUUUCUACAGUGUCUUCGAAACAGAGCUUUCAGAGCACAUCCCUGUGGUGAAGACGUCAAUAGCCGGAACGAGGCUUGUUGGAAGAAUCACAGUAGGGAACAAAAAUGGGCUGCUCUUACCCAACACCACCACAGAUCAAGAGCUCAUGCACGUGAGGAACAGUCUUCCGGACGAGGUGGUGGUGCAGAGGAUAGAUGAGCGGCUCAACUCUCUGGGCAACUGCAUAUCCUGCAACGACUAUGUUGCACUCGUCCACCCUGACAUCGACAAGGAGACAGAGGAGUUGGUGGCUGAUGUGCUGGGAGUGGAGGUGUUCCGGCAGAGCAUAGCAGGCAACACACUCGUGGGCAGCUACUGCACGUUCACAAACCAGGGCGGCCUGGUGGCGCCCAACGUGUCUGUGGAGGAUCUGGACGAGCUGUCAUCGCUCUUGCAGGUGCCGCUGGUUGCCGGCACGGUGAACCGCGGCAGUGAUGUGGUCGGGGCAGGCCUUGUGGCCAAUGACUGGGCGGCCUUCUGCGGAUGGGACACCACAGCCACAGAGCUGAGCGUGAUCGAGAGCGUGUUCAAGCUGCGGGACAGCAAGCCCUCCAACAUUGUCAACGAGAUGCGCGCGUCCCUCAUCGACACCCUGGCGUGAGGCAGCCUUACUGAGGCUCUUGCAGCCGAGGACUGCAGACUAUACAGCUCUGUGUAGGGGUCUGUUUCCUGUGGGAUGAGCUGCUGCUGUGAGAAGUAUGAGCAGGAGGAGUGCGGAGGGGUCAUCGUUGCUGCAAAUCAAGCUGUCAGACGGUGCAGCUGCCAGUUGUGUGUGUACUGCGUGCAUACAACAUGGUUGGAACCAACUUGUGCAACAACUGGAACCUUCAAGACCUCUGUGGCUGUCAGUAGCCUUUUGACAGGGGCGGACACUGGACAUUACUGUCCCCUAUGCCCCAAUACCAAGCGCACGGUGCAUGGUGCGGCAGCAUGCAGGUUGUAGCCUACAACACACGUGGAUGCCAAUGCUUCCAGACUUUAUGUGCUAUAUAGGUCGACCUGCACGUGUGAUGCAUUCAUUCGCAUUCUAUUGUGGCAUGCAUCCGUAUUACUAUGAAACUUGGAAUUUCAUC
Coccomyxa subellipsoidea C-169 is the source of this 1292-nucleotide messenger RNA. Its product is annotated as eukaryotic initiation factor. Bases 83 to 820 code for a protein of 245 amino acids. Gene Ontology annotation, molecular function: ribosomal large subunit binding. The record is from RefSeq and is a predicted model, not a curated record. Gene Ontology annotation, biological process: maturation of 5.8S rRNA; assembly of large subunit precursor of preribosome; maturation of LSU-rRNA. Gene Ontology annotation, cellular component: preribosome, large subunit precursor; cytosol; nucleolus. Lineage: Eukaryota; Viridiplantae; Chlorophyta; Trebouxiophyceae; Coccomyxaceae. The transcript has 6 exons.